AUGAUUGUUAAGCCUGAAGUUACAUCUUUAGAUGAGGACUUAAGACAGUUAAGAAAUUCGAAAUUCUCGUUUGAGUCUAUUGAUGAGAUAAGGAAAUGGAUAUUUGGAGUGUUACAAGAGGAAGAGACUAGCACCGCUAUGUUAACUUUAUUGGAGCUGUUGAAAGACGGUACUGUGCUGUGUCGAUUAGCAAAUGCGAUUUAUAAAGCCGAUGAGCCUUCUGCCACAUUGAUUACAUGGAAGGAAUCUAAGAUGCCAUUUGUUCAAAUGGAACAGAUAUCGCAAUUUCUGCAGUUUGCCGGAGAGUAUGGAGUGCCUGAGGAUGAGUUGUUCCAGACAGUCGAUCUGUUUGAAGAAAAGGAUUCGGCGAUUGUAUACCAAACGUUGAAAUCCCUAUCUCGUUAUGCCAAUAAGAAACACCCGUCAACAUUCCCUGUGAUUGGUCCACAGCUUGCCACUAAAAGACCGAGACCUCCAUUAAAGCAGAAACCAAAGCAUUUGCAAGAGAAGUAUGGUUGGAGCACGCAAGAGUAUGGUUACAUGAAAGGUGCUUCCCAAGCCACUGAAGGUGUCGUCUUUGGCCAGAGAAGGGAUGUCACAUAA
This is a messenger RNA of Tetrapisispora phaffii CBS 4417, 603 nucleotides long. RefSeq names its product Scp1p (gene SCP1). NCBI's taxonomy places the organism in Eukaryota, Fungi, Ascomycota, Saccharomycetes, Saccharomycetales, Saccharomycetaceae. Gene Ontology annotation, molecular function: protein binding. The transcript has a single exon. The record is from RefSeq and is a predicted model, not a curated record. The coding region runs from base 1 to 603 and encodes 200 amino acids.